This is a messenger RNA of Staurois parvus, 279 nucleotides long. The record is from the annotation of a GenBank genome assembly. Lineage: Eukaryota; Metazoa; Chordata; Amphibia; Anura; Ranidae.
AUGAGGUAUGGCGGUGAUCAGGACACUGGCAUGAUGUAUGGCGGUGAUCAGAACGCUGGUAUGGGGUAUGCCGGUGAUCAGAAUGCUGCUAUGGGGUAUGGUGGCAAUCAAGAUGAUGGUAUGGUGUAUGGCGGGGAUCAGGGCACUGGUAUGGGGUAUGGAGGUGAUCAGGGCACUGGUAUGGCGUAUGGUGGUGAUCAGGAAGCUGGUAUGGCAUAUGGCAGUGAUCAAGACACUGGCAUGGUGGUGAUCAGGACAUUGGCAUGGUGUAUGGCAGUG